AGCGAAACACCCACCAAACGAAAUUGAAAUCUCUCUGCCUCUGCCUUUUUCCUUGCUCUGUUUUUUCACGCAGAGAGCAUGGGCGAGAAGAAAAGGAAGGCAAGCAACACGACUCUUAUCGUCUUCUUCUUCUCCUUCUUUUUCUUCUUCUACAAUUGCGAGACUUCUAUCUGGAUUUGGAGUGUUAGGAAGAGAUGGAGAGACGGAUAGGAAAGGCGCGACCGGUGGAGUUGCCUUUGCGCCUUUGGUUUCUUUUUCUUUUGCCAAAUGCGGAGUUUCGGAUCCAGAGAGAACAAGCAAAGCAACCUGUGGAAUGAAUAAAUCCAAAUAUAUGCAGAAAAAUCCUGGUCUCUAGUCAAUUAGGGGAUUCGCUCGAGAACUCCUCUGCCAUCUGAUCUCUCUCCCCUGUUUCUUAGUCCCUCGCCGUCGGAGUCUCAAUCGCUGCCUCUCCGGCCUAUUGUACUAGUCCUUCAGCUUGUCCUUUUACUCGAGAAGGCGUCUAUGGCGGCUCGAUUUCAGAUUGAGGGAGACGACUCGGUUCUCCUCCGCGUCACUCACUUCAAUCUCAAAACUUUCUCUGACGAGGUCCGCUGCUCACUUCAGGUCAGUGCGCCAUCGCGAGUGACGACGAAGAAGGAAGAGGAAGAGAAUGGAGGAGGAGCGCAGUUGUCAGAUCGCGUGGAGACUAUUGUCAGACCACAGACCAUGUGAAAGCGGUAGAAGCGAGGAAGAGGGAGGUGGAAUAAUUUUAUAUUUAUAUUUAUUUUUGUGUAACUUUACUCUUUUACCCUUAAUGAAUUAUGAUGUUAUUAUAACAACACUAAUGGUGUUGUUAUACUAUCCGCCCCCAAGAAAACUAGACCAAUCUGUAGCAAUAAAGAGCUGAAACAUAUGUUAACCGGACCCGGUACGUUAAAAAAGAAACAUAGAUCAUAUUAAACAAUGGAAUUAAGGUUGUGGCCUUGUGGGUAGUUUGUAAUGUUAUCCUCCUAUAAUAUAUAGCCAUUCUCCGGCUGAUUUUCUCCAUUUUGAAAUCCUUGGCUUCUCCUGCAUUCUCGCUAGGGGCAAUUUUGGAAACUACAUUGUGUUUCUGGAUCCCCUUAUUUUAUUACUCGGAAAAAGCAGUAGUCAAGCCCAUCGCAACCGCUCAUUGUCCCUUCGUCCUCACGACCUCACCUCAUACCACCGACCCGCAACCGCUCAUAUUCCCUUCUUCCUCACAUCAUACAAGUGACGCAUUCCGCUGGUGCCGCUUCUCCCCCAUCUUCAACUUAGCCAUGCUUAAUCGACAACCACCGACUCUCCCGCGAUGAGAAGCUAUCUUAGCCCUCUCCUCGCUCUCUGAAUCCCUAUUCCACCCAACUUGUAAGCAACCAGUGGUCGGCGACUUCCAUAUCCUCUAUGAAUCAGUUUUCAGUGGUUGAUUCAUCUUCGCCAGUGACUUCCCGACUCUCCCCUAUCCUCUCCGAAUCCCUUCCCGAAGAUUUUGCUGGGUUCCUCUUCACCUACCAAAUGUCACUUCAAUUUCUUCCUCAACGCCGAUUCCAACUCUCCCAUCGCCGUCGAUUCCUUUGGUCGGGUACGCAGACUUGGCGGCUAGCGAUUUCAUCUUUCAUCUCCCGCUUCGUCAUCAAUUCCUUUGGUCGGUUUGCAUUUUUUUCUUCUCACCCUCGAAUCCGCCAUUUCACCUUCUCGCAACAGCGAUUUCAAGAUGGACAAGAUUUUCCGGGUUCUAGCGGUGCGGCUUCUAUUCUCUCGAAUAUGAAGGAGUGCAGUGGAAUUAACAAUGUUUGUAGGGUUCAAAUUGGUUGUGGGUUAGAGGAGUUGAGGUCGUCCGGACCAGGCAAUCCGCCAUUUCAUCUUCCCGCGACCCGGAUUUGAAGAUGCAUAGGAGUUUCUGGGUUUUGGUCAGUCAUAUCAAUUCCAAGUAAUUGAUUGCAAUUCGUCAAUUAAAAUUGAACUUUGAUCAUUAUCAUCAAUGGACUUGGGUUUCUGGGUUCUGGCAAUGCAUAUCGGUUCCAGGUAUAUUAUUGCAAUUCGUCAAUUAAAGCAGAACUGAGUUAUGUUGUUGUUCAAUUCAUGAGAAUCGUUUUCCACAUACUUUGAUUUUCAUGUUGCAUCAUAUUUAUUCUUAUUCCAGUUCAUGUGAGGGUCAUGCUAGCGUAGAUAGGGAUGGUUCUGCCCAUAUAGGAUUACGGUACACCUGUCUUAAUGGUCUACUACUCUACUUUGAUGGCGGAUAGGUAACCGACGCUCCGUCUGCCUCCCGUCUCUUCAACACCAAAGCCAUCUGAGAUUACGCCGAAGAAAGCGACGAACCCCAGAUGGACGUUGAUCGUCGCUCUAGCCAUCCGUUCCCACGCGGCCGCUAGCUAAGAUUUCCUCUCAAGUAUGGUUUUUUAUCCAUUCUCGCGAACGACGAGCUUGAGCCAGGUUCUGAACUUGAUGGACGAGGUCAUGGAAAUUCCCCUGCUCUCUACGAAGCGAAACUCCAGAGGCGGAGUCCGGUGAGGGUGGGACGCUGGCGAGAUGGAGGAGGAUCUACCGAUUUUGACACAAAUCCAACAGACCCAGUUCCGUAUAGCUUGCAAGCACUAAUGUUAUCAAUUGUUCAAGCACUUCCACAAAUCCUGAAAUCUGAAUGCUACAGCUUGGAUCCCCCUAACAGUAGCAGGGCCAUUGAGAACCUACACCAGCAUGGUUGGGAGAGGAUAUUUCAACAAAAUCCUAUUUGAUUGGUAUGUUUCUUUCACAUUCUCUCCACUUCCGGUUGCAUUGCACACUUUCAAGGUGAAUCAGUUUCUGGUCUCUGUCCAAGGAUAAUUGCUUCGUAUUGGUAGGUAACUCCUUCCUUCUAUUUGGUUCUUAGUUUUUCUAAUGUCCGAAGUUGUCAAUGACCAUUCUUUUUUUUACAUAGGGAUGAUUUUCUAUGCUUCUUUAAUUCUCUUGCAACAAUUUAUGGUUUCUUUUCAGUUCCACGUCAUGAUUGCUGCAGAAGUUACGCUUCGUCUGAGAACUUCAUAGUUGCUGCUGGGGGAGAUACUUCUAAUCUUCUAGGGCCAUUUUGAUUUGUCCAUGGCUGUUGGUAUCAACGAAAAUUAUUGUUUCACCAUCUUUGGGUUUCUUCAGUUUCAAUUCAUGAUUGCUGCACAAUUUGCUUGCUGGUAGGUCUAUCAAUUUGCCCAUAGCUGUAGCCUAUAGGAUUCGAAAACUACGUACUUCCCUAUUUUUUUUUAUUUUUCUCACUUCCAAUUCCAAUUCGAAAUGACUAGGAUUUGCCAACUGACAGACCACAUCAAGACUGCUGCAAAAUUUUCUUAAUGUUAGAUUAUCCUUUUCUUCUCUAUGUAUUUUACUUUAGUGUUUCUGAUAUGUGAAACGCAAAAUCUAAUUUUGGAGGAGAUUACAGCUUCACAUGUAACAUGAUUGACUGUUCUUAAUGAGAAUGGUCUUGCAGUUACUGUAAUCCAUACAUCUAAUUGUCUGCUUGGGAAUGAGUGAAUGAUCGCUCCAUUGUUAUGCGUUUGUCAGCAUCUUUCCAUGAUCAACAGAACAAUCUCCAUGCCACUUGAUUGUGCAGGUUGUUUCUCAUAUUCUUUUCACCAGUUAGCUCAAUUUUAGAAAUUUGUUGACAUAGUUUCAUCAAAGAGUUUCUUCAAUAAGAUGCGUAGGCAGGAUGGAGACCUUUUGCCAGUGGUUUUUUUUUUUCCUGGGGAGUAAGUUUCUACUAUCUUUUAUUUGAUUUCUUCUAGAUGUUUGGAUUUAGGCUGUAUAUUUGUGUAGUUGUAUUUAGCCAUUCGGUUUAGCCAUAAUUGUAUUCAAUUGACUUCUUAGUUUCUUGAUGUUGGGGUUUAAGCCAGUUUGCGUUAUGUUUGGGUUAGAUUGAGUCUUCUUGCUUUUUCCCACUCAAUCAGUGGUCUAAUUUGUUUUACUUUAUUGUGGUAUAUUGGUAGGAGUAUCUCAACCUGAUUGCAGAUUUGUGGAGGUUUUAUCCGAGCAUCAGUUAGGUGAUCAUGCAGAUUCAAGUUUUCUACUCUCUAGAAUUUCCGUUCUCCUUUAUUUCUAGCUUUCAGUCUCCCCAUCACUCUCUAAAUCAGAUAUUGGUUAAUAAUUGUAGAGUUCAUUAACUGUUCAUGGGUCCGUUCGCCAUUCCGUCGCAGUCUGUACAGAAAGUCUCCGAAUUUGGUUGUCAGUGGUCGCCCCUUAGCAGCUUCCUCUCCGAAUCGUUUCACAGGUACUGCCCGAUGUCCAAAGUUUGUUGGUUCGCAUAGUCUCUUCAUCUCCCAAAAUCGAUAGUCAUCGUUGGCACCAGGUCUCCUCAAUCGACCGUCGUUCGUCCAUUCUCCCUACGGUUUAGUGAUACUGUCGUUUGGUAUCUUCACCCACAUCGAUUCCCAGUUCUAUUCGAGGUCGCACUUCAAAUCGGUGGAUCAUCUUUGCUUAUCGUCCUUCCUUCAUCUUGCUAUUAGAAUCAAUUGAAAAUUAGGGUCUUCUUUUAUCUAUUGGAAUCUUGAGUUCCCUGAAACCCUUAUCCUUGCUGGAACCCUUAUCGAUUUGAUUUACUUCUAUCCAAGGAUAGUUUGGUUCAAGUGGUGAGAUUUUGUUUUAUGCCAUACCUUCAAUUAAGGGUCUGAAGAGGAAGAACCAUACGGAUUCAGAAAGUUAUGAUUAAGAUAAUUGAGUUGUUUCGCAUCCAUUCUCAUAAUGUUCAACUCAAUUUGUUUAGUGCUUUAUGAGGACUAAAGUAGAGUGCUUUAUUUCAUAUGAACUUGCCGGUGUAAUCAUGCAUCAGUUUUCCAACCAUUCCAUUUGGCUUUGGUUGUAGAUUUAUGGGAUGUAUUGAUCAAAGAAUUGGUAGGUUAUUAGUUGCAUAAAUAUGUAUGUUGGUUGUUCCACUUUUGUGUAGCAUAUGCAUGUAUGGAGGUUUCAUGUUGGUGACAUCUGUUUUGUUUGCUCAAUUUAAUUUGAACUUGGGUGGCUACCUUUGACCUCUUACAUUCAACUAUAUUGAUACAGGUUGAAGAUAACCUACCAAUUUAAUUGUGAUACGUCUGCUAUAUUACUUUGUGAAAGGGAAUCACCAAGCUUGCUGCUUCCUUACUUUGUAGUCGGUAGAUGGACUCUCCGGCUACCUUUUUCAACAUUCUGCAGUGUAAGUUUUGGUGGCACAAUGUAUUGCGUUCACACUCCUCCGAACACACUCUUUGGUUUGAUGUUAGUAUUAGCUCACCUUCAAUUUGUAGAUGCAUAUAGCAGCAAGGUUCUGCAACCUGUACGAUCUGCAGCUCACCCCUCCUAUUUUGAUAUAGACAACUUUCUAAGUCCAAUAAGGUAGGUGGGUGUGGCUUGGUCCUAUGUAUACUAUUUUAAAGAGGAUAGAGGUGAUGAAUCAUCCUUCACCCUAUAGCUCAAUUAUCUCCAUGAUUCAAAUAAUUAUGUCUUUGUUGCACAAAUUUACUUUCCAUAAAUUCAUAUACAUGAUGACUGGCUUGCUCUUUCAUGUUGAAUUAAAUAAUUGUGUUUGUUUUGACAAAUUUUUCUUCAUGAUGAUUCACAGGGUUAGCUCCAUCAAUCAGAUAAUUAGGGUUUUGUUUUCUUCAAACAAAAUCAUUAUUGAUGCUUCUGGCUAACUUUGCCAUCACAGAACUGUGAACAUAUAUGGAAGAACUUAAUGUGGUCUUUUGCCCUUUCACUAUUCAUUUUCUGUUAUAGGUUGCAUAGUGAGAUAAGAGACAGGUCAGUUUUCUUCCUAACUUCAUCCAUCAACUGGAGACGUUAUGCACAAACUUUGACUGCAGUCAUCCCAAAUUAUGCCUAACAAGUUACUGCUAUGAAGUCGAUAUGUCGAAGAAUGAUGCUCGACUUCACGCCGCAAAGGAAGUCCGGAUGGUCCUUAAUCAUGGUCUGCGAGGCAUGUAUCAACUUUCUCUCAGGUUUGCUGCUUACAGUGUUUUCAGCCAGUGGAUUCUGGAUAGUCACAAUUGAUGACCCAGCUUCUCGCUCUGUUAUGUUACUCAUUUGUAGGAUAUUUAUGCCUAUCUUCUCACCAACCGAGUGAUCUUUGUAACUAUGAUGUUUCAGAAAUAUGGGAUUAUCCAUCUAGGUCUAUGGUUGAUUUUGCAUUUAUGCAUAUGGGUCUAUAAUAUUGGCAGUGAUUUCUUUAUCAGUUCAUUCCAAGGUUCGGUUUGUUACUUUCUCAAUGAAAUCUGGCUCUUCCAUUUGUUAGAUCACUCAGAAGGGAUAAAGAUUAAAGAUAUGC
Messenger RNA from Linum trigynum, 6259 nucleotides. Lineage: Eukaryota; Viridiplantae; Streptophyta; Magnoliopsida; Malpighiales; Linaceae. The record is from the annotation of a GenBank genome assembly.